Pangasianodon hypophthalmus (striped catfish) is the source of this 3948-nucleotide messenger RNA. RefSeq names its product protein arginine methyltransferase 9 (gene prmt9). The coding region runs from base 407 to 2965 and encodes 852 amino acids. Gene Ontology annotation, biological process: peptidyl-arginine methylation. The record is from RefSeq and is a predicted model, not a curated record. The transcript is spliced from 12 exons. Gene Ontology annotation, molecular function: protein binding; protein-arginine omega-N monomethyltransferase activity. Lineage: Eukaryota; Metazoa; Chordata; Actinopteri; Siluriformes; Pangasiidae.
GAACUAACGAUUCAGUGGAGGUUGUUUCCCGCCGUGAAUAUUUACGCGACGGACAGUCAGUCCUACACAACAGAAUGCAUGGAAAAUGUUAAAAUGUAGGGUUUUUUAUUUUGGUAAAAUUAGAAAAAAAGGUAGCGGAAAUGAUCUUUAGUUUAUAGAUUGUGUGUUUGUGUGUGUGUGUUUUAGGGAAUAUUUCUGACAGCUUUCGUAAGGGCGGUUAAUUUACUGCUGUUAUUUACAUGCAGGUUAAAUAACUAGUAAUGGCGAGAGGAAGCGUUUUUCUUCUCUGUUUUUCUUAAUGUGCAGUUUUCGAGAGCGGAAUGGUUUAAUAUCGAGACUUGGUGAUGUUAUUUUACUGAUUUGUCGGUGUAAUUGGUGACUCGUGCCCCGGCUGUGUCACUCUGAGAUGCCCAGCAGCAGCAGCAGCAGCAGUGCGGCAGUGAAGGGGAAGAGAAGCAGCAGGAGGAGGAGCAGGAGGAGCAGCAGAGCUCCGGCUGAAGAUCCGGCUAGAAACGAGCUCGUCUCCAGCUCUCUCCAAAGCGCACAGCAAUGCCUCUUCCAGCAGGACCACGGCACCGCGUUCGUCCACUUCCUCCUGGCCUUAAACCUCGCCCCGGCUCUGAAAGACCUGGCAAGAGAUUCUUUCAGGUUCACGCUUCUGAAGUGGGCUGACGAGCUGGACGGAGUAGGUCGCAUUCAGGAGCUGUUCGACUGCUACGAGCAAGCGCUGGAGUUGUUCCCUAAAGACGAGGUGAUCGUCAACAGCAUGGGCGAGCAUCUUUUCAGGAUGGGUUUCAGGGACGAGGCUGCGGCGCAUUUCUACAAAGCCCUGAAACUGAAGCCGGAUUUCCCAGAAGCCAAGGAGAACUUCUACAGGGUGGCUAACUGGCUGGUGGAGCGCUGGCAUUUCCUAAUGCUUAAUGAUAACGGGCGCAAUCGAAAGUACCAGCUCGCUAUUCAGAGGGCGGUGCAGGACGGCUGUAGAAGCGUUCUGGAUAUCGGAACAGGCACCGGCAUCCUCGGGAUGUGUGCGAAGAAAGCCGGGGCGAGCGAGGUGUACGCCUGCGAGCUGUCUAAGACCAUGUACGAGCUGGCGUGCGAGGUGGUCUCGGCCAACGGCAUGGCGGAUAGCAUCAAGAUCCUACACAAGAAAUCACUGGAGAUGGAAAUCCCGAGAGACAUUCCCAACAGGGUGUCCUUGGUUGUCACGGAAACGGUGGAUGCUGGACUGCUCGGGGAGGGAAUUGUCGAGAGUUUGAUUCACGCCUGGAAGCAUCUGCUCUUACCACCACCAAACGCUGAAGAUGUUCCACUGUCCAGCCCUUCCCAAACGGGUCGAGUCAUACCCGCCGGCGCCACCGUGUUCGCAAUGGCCGUGGAGUGCCACGAGAUCCGCAGACACCACAGGCUGUGUGUGAGCGCAGUAGGGGGACUGGACCUGGCUGCAGCAGGACACAUCCGCAGUCCUGUGAGGUGUUCAGGGGACGCAGAUGAGUCGUCAGAGCCGUACACCACUGAGAGACUGAGCCGUCUGCCUGGAGGCUUCACUGCCCUCACAGAGCCCUGCAGGGUGAUGAAUAUAGACUUCAACAACCCACAGGAGCUGGAAGGCCUGUGUCUGAGGGAAGCGACUCGGCUGCGUGUGCCGGUGAUCCGGGACGGAGAUGUUGACGCUCUGGCCGUGUGGUUUCAGCUACACCUGGACCAGGAGAACAGCAUCUCUACCGGCCCGGACGAAGACACGUGCUGGGAGCAGGCCAUCUACCCAGUCCCGACUCACUACAGUGUGAAGCACAGUGAUGAACUGCUGGUGGAAGUUUCCUGCAGAGAUGCUUACCUGAGAGUAUCCUGUGCUGGAGUAAUGAGCAGCAGCCAGAAGCGCCACAGCAGCAGCAUGGACGAAGCCGCUUCUGCUGAAGUUCCUUCAAAUCCUGAACUGGAGCUCUGCAGCGCUCUGGCCGGCCUCCAGACGCACCAUGACCUUCCGGCUCAAUCAUUUACUCUGGAGUGUUCUGAAAUCGCUCUUCUUAACAACACCAAUUAUCACGAGUGCUUCCGGAAAGCAAUGGCCAAACUUUUGUCCUUCUUCGAGUCACGUGGGUCAGAGGUCAAAGAGGAAUCUUCCUCCUCCUCAGGGCCGCUGUACGUGCUGGACGUCUCGGAGGGUUUCUCCGUGCUCUCUUUGAUGGCAGCGCGAUUAGGGCCGGUGCGAGCCUACAGCUCAGUGGAGAAGCAACAGCACCAGGCUCUCCUGCAGCUCCUGGCCCGGGAAAAUGGAGUGCACAAGGACGCACUGGAAUUUUGGCUCGGCCAAGUGGAGGACGACUCGGCUGUGCUACAGAGGCCCGACUCGGAUAAGCUGUGGAGCGCCAUCAUGCUGGACUGCGUGGAAAUCUGCGGCCUGCUCAGACAAAACCUCAUGGAGAAGGCUUCCUUAGCUAGGUGUCUCCUGGAGGAAGGCGGCCGCAUUUUCCCUGAGCGCAUCGUGAUCCAUGGCAUGUUGGUAGAAUCGGACACGCUUCUGCAGGAGAGCGCUGUGCAGGGAACAGAGCCUACACUGGGCUUCAACAUCGCUCCCUUUAUCAACCAAUUCACUGUGCCUGUUCAUGUGUUUUUGGACCUGUCCACGCUGGCGUGCACACACCUCAGCGAUCCAGCCGAGAUGUUCAUCCUCGACCUCAUGGACAGCAACAACAACUACACCAGCAGAGACGUCCGGGUUCGAGUGAAUGCCCCGGGCAGGGUGACAGCCAUCCCCUUCUGGUACCACAUCUACCUGGACUCUGAUGUGUGUGUGAGCACGUUCAGGCCGGAUUCACACUGGAAGCAGGUGGCUGUGAUCCUGCAGCGCCCCCUGGUGGUGAACGCGGGUGACUGGGUCAGGCUGAGCGUCCAGUUCCACAAGAGCAGCAUCUCCAUAACGGCCAUCAGAGAGGAGGAAGAGGAGGAGACUGCAGCUCAUUAAGGAAAAGGUUGUGGACUUGACAGAGUAAUGCUUCACACAAGAAAGAGAGGAUUUAUGUCAUGGUGGAUCUUUAAUAAGAACUCAGUAAAGGAAGUGGCGACUCUUAAAGGAGCAGUGUGUCAAUUUUACAGCCCCACGUGUCACCCACAUGAGCCGAACUGCAAUGAAGACACUGAAGCAUUUUCCUUUCCCCUUAUUCGAACACCGUCUCUGAUGAAACUUCCUCAUGGGUUUGAUUUUAGGGAAAAGAGGUGGUAGCUGGGCAGCAGACGGCAGGGGCGGAGCUAAAUUCAGGUUCAGGAAAGUGUUGGGGAAAAAAAAAAAGAAGCAGCAUGCCACGUUCAUUGCAUGCCAGGAACUCUACAAUUAUAUAAGUGUUACAGAUUUUAAAAUACCUUGGGGAAAAAAAUGAGACUGCACCUUUAAAGUGAGGACAGGUCUUUUGAGGUACAUCUAGUAUAUAGUUUUUUCUUUUCUUUUCUUUUUUUUUACACUGAGAUGGAGUUUAUCAUUAUGUGCUCUGAUCUGAAUCUCAUCCUUAUGUUAAAAGUGUUUUUUUUCCCUAAUGUACGGUGGCCUGUAAGUCCAAAACACAUGAAACAGAAAGGGGCGGUCCUUAUUAAAUCAAAUGCUUGUUGCUGAUUGGUUACGGCAUACGUCUGUGUGAGAGAUGUUUAAAGUAAGAGGAAAUAGGAUCAGAUCUACUGAGCUGCUGAUGCUCCAUUCUUAAUCAUGUUUAUUUUUAUUAAGGGCAUUCACACGAUGUCAUUGUCAAUAUGCUGUCAACUCCAAUCAGCACCAAAGCAUUCGAUAUUCUCUAAGGACCGCCCCCCUUUCCAUUUUGUGUUCAUGUUGAUGUGUUUCUUAUGUUCUGGUGUGUUUUUGGUUUGUUCAUGUGAUUUUGCACUUACAUGCCACCGGACUAAUGUUUUGUAACCUUCAGUACCAGUGGGAUCAUUAAACAACCAAGCACACUGACCAAU